This is a messenger RNA of Aspergillus heteromorphus CBS 117.55, 1435 nucleotides long. RefSeq names its product MFS general substrate transporter. Gene Ontology annotation, biological process: transmembrane transport. Gene Ontology annotation, cellular component: fungal-type vacuole membrane. The record is from RefSeq and is a predicted model, not a curated record. Gene Ontology annotation, molecular function: transmembrane transporter activity. The transcript has 3 exons. NCBI's taxonomy places the organism in Eukaryota, Fungi, Ascomycota, Eurotiomycetes, Eurotiales, Aspergillaceae. The coding region runs from base 95 to 1435 and encodes 446 amino acids.
GGUGAGCCAUGGGUUUGCCACUGGCUUUUGUUAGGGGUCCAACAAUUUCAGCUUGCUGGGUAUCUUCGCCUUUCUCCCCGCAAGCUACACCACGAUGGUCCUGGGUGAAGAAGUAAAGGAGGUUUGUGCCGAGGUCCAGGCCAGCGCGAGUAUUGGCGAGGAGAGCAAGACUCGGGAUGAUCAUCUCUCUGGAGGUAAUACGGAGGAUCCAUCGUCAUUCCCAGAAGGAGGAUGGGAAGCCUGGUCGGUCGUUUUGGGGGCAUGGUGUGCUGUGUUCCCGACGAUGGGUAUAAUGAACCUGACCGGGCUGCUGGAAGAAUGGCUGGCCGACCACCAGCUACAGGGCCGUACCAAGGCUUCCAUCUCGUGGAUAUUCAGCCUCUGGUAUUUUCUCUUCUAUCUGGGUGGUAUCCAGAUUGGGCCCAUAUUUGAUACUCACGGCCUUAAAUAUACCCUCAUCCCAGGAUGCAUUGGCAUGUCAUUGUCGAUGAUGGCACUCAGUGUUUCCAACGAAUACUAUCAGUUCGUCCUGGGAUUCAGCAUUCUAGGUGGCCUCUCCGCAUCAGCGGUGUACACUCCCAGCGCCGUGUGCAUCACACACUGGUUCCUUCAAAGACGCGGCCUAGCAACCGGUAUUGCAACAACAGCCGGUGGCGUUGGGGGGAUCAUUUUCACCAAUGUAUUCGGGGUCCUUAGCCCUCAAAUCGGGUUUCCCUGGACCAUUCGUAUCCUUGGGUUUAUGUUCAUCGGAAGCUUAACCAUCAGCCUCCUGUUCCUCAAGGCCCGUCUUCCGCCUAGCCCAUUUUCACGUGCGAGAAUUGAUAUCGGGGCGCUCAAAGAGCCCGUCUUCACCAUGACAUCUGCCUCUGUUGUCCUCGCCGAGGUCGGCCUGAUGAUUGUAGUCACCUACCUUCCUUCCUACGCACGAUCCCACGGAAUCAGAGAUUCUCUAUCGUACCAGCUGAUGACCAUUGUCAGCGCCACCUCUAUCGUUGGUCGGGUCAUUCCCGGGAUCUUAGCAGACAAAUGGGGCCGCUUCAACGUCAUGUUUGUGACCUGUGCUGCAUGUGCCAUCCUCUCAUUUACGCUGUGGUUGAACAGUAGCAACAUGGCGGGCAUUCUUGCUUUUGCAGCACUUUUCGGAUUCUGGAGCGGACCGGCAAUCAGCCUGACGCCUGUGUGCGUGGCUCAGAUCUCGAAGACGGAGAACUAUGGCACGCGAUUUGGGGCAACCACGGCAGUGUUGGGAUUAGCAUUGUUAGUUUCCAUCCCAGUGGCAGGAGAGAUUUUGAAGGAGCAGAAUCGAGGAGGUGCAAGUGAAACAGAGUAUUCAGGCCUGAUUGCGUUUUGUGGAGCGGCGUAUGCUGGGGCCUGCUUGUUCUUGUUUCUGGCUAAAGGGGCAAGGGUGGGAUGGAGGCCGACAAAGAUCUUCUGA